Phytophthora nicotianae INRA-310 is the source of this 1821-nucleotide messenger RNA. RefSeq lists its product as hypothetical. Gene Ontology annotation, biological process: riboflavin biosynthetic process. NCBI's taxonomy places the organism in Eukaryota, Oomycota, Peronosporomycetes, Peronosporales, Peronosporaceae. Gene Ontology annotation, molecular function: calcium ion binding. The record is from RefSeq and is a predicted model, not a curated record. The transcript has a single exon. Gene Ontology annotation, cellular component: riboflavin synthase complex. Bases 52 to 1665 code for a protein of 537 amino acids.
CCAUAUUUCCCCCUUUCGACGACACCAAGAAGGACUAGAAAAGUAGCAAGCAUGUCGACGCUCACCAGUACGGACAUGGGCGAGCUCAAGCGCCCCACCACGCGCGUGCACGCGCCUCCGGGAGGCGGUUCCAGCUGGAGCUUUGGCGAUUACUCAACACCCGCAUCUACGGGUCGCAAGCGCGUCAACCAGCCACAGACUCAGCCUGAACAGGAUACUAAGAUGGAGUCACCGCGUUCGUCGCCGCCUCCCGCGCCCGUGCAGAUUCAGAAUCAGAAUGAAACGCAGGUCACUUUUCAGACAGAAUCAGCAGUGCGCGUGGCGCUGCUCAAAACCAGCAGCGACGCUGAGAUCGUCGAUACAGCCGUGCAAAACUGCCAGGCCAAGCUGUCAGAGGCUGUAAACUCGGAGAUUUUUACAGUUGCAAACAUUGAACAGCUGCCAUACGCUGCCAAUAAACUCACAGAGUUCGGCGGCUUCGACGGCGUCAUCUGCUUCGGCUUCUUGAACACGCAGGACCCGCAGUUCACUGCGAUCAGUGCAGCCUUGACGCAAAGUCUCAUCAAAAUUAGCGUCAAGAACGUGCGUCCAGUAGUCCACGCUGUCUUCAUCGGAGAGCCUCGUGUGGCCUCUGUGAAGGUUCGAGGAGGCUGGGGUGCCGAGUUCGCGGAAGGAGUCGUACCUUUGAUCAACUUGGGCGGGUUUAUUGGGCCUAUCGCACACCCGGCGUCUGGAUCUCCCGUAAAAAAGCACUUCGAGGUCAGUCGGGGCAACGUUCUACCUGCUAAGCUGCUCCGUGGAUCUAAAACUGUGCUACAAUCGCUCGAGAUCCUCCGAGACUCACUAUACGAGCACGGAGCCAAGGGUAUUCGUGGCUUGGGACGCAAAUUCCGCAUCAUUGACGACGAUGGCAACCGCUCACUGAGUCUGGAUGAGUUCAGUAAGGCCAUUCGUGAACAUGCUCUUGAACUCAACGAGCAAGAAGUGGAGGAAUUGUUCCAUUUCAUCGAUACCAACAACUCUGGAGGCGUGGACUUUGACGUGUUUCUCUUGGCUGUACGUGGUGAGCUGAACGAGCGUCGCACGCAGUUGGUUCUGGCGGCUUUCAAGAUCCUAGAUGCAGACGGGAGCGGCGUCGUGGACCUGGAUGACAUUAAGGCAAAGUAUAGUGCUAAGCAGCACCCCGAUGUGCUACAAGGCCGUAAGACGGAGGACGAAGUGCUGCUUGAGUUCCUGGACACAUUCGACGGUGGGGAGAAGGAUGGAAAGGUCCAUCCGAGCGAGUUUGUGCGCUAUUACGCUAAUGUGAGCGCGUCUAUCGAUGAUGACGACUACUUUGAGUUGGUGAUCCGUAACGCGUGGCACAUGAGUGGAGGGGAGGGCUGGUCGGCCAAUACGACGUGUCGUCGGGUGCUUGUGAAGCACGAGGAUGGCAGACACACGAUUGAGGAAGUGAAGGACGACAUCGGUAUUGGUGCUGGAAACGUGGAGGCUAUUCGCGAAAAUCUCCAGGCCCAGGGUAUCAACGAUAUUCAGUCUGUGAGCACGACAGGUAACGUCCAGGCUGAGAGUGACGCUAAUAAGCGCUCGAACGACAGCUUCCAACCGCAGGUGGCACGAAAGAAGCAACACGGAGCCGGACAAAGCUCCAUCAUCUUCGGCUAGACUGACAAAACAUAGCAAGCUGAAGUCAAGCCAUUCAAUAAAACACGUUUAGAAACGCCAAUUUCUAUUCAAGCUUUAUGUAUUCGCUCUACUAGUAUUAACAGUACAACUUUAAUCAACGCUCUAAACUACUACGUGGGGAUAUGCGUGCCUCAA